Molecule: messenger RNA, 972 nt
Organism: Cuscuta campestris
Lineage: Eukaryota; Viridiplantae; Streptophyta; Magnoliopsida; Solanales; Convolvulaceae
Source: the annotation of a GenBank genome assembly
CCCUGCCGCCGCCAUUGUUCACAUUUUUAAACUCGACAUCCCGGCGUUUCUGGAAGACCCGAUCAGUUUUUAUGCAUUCAUCCUCUGAGAUUGAUUCAACAAGGCUAAAGGGUUGCACUGAUAUUGAUCAUGAAGAAUUUCAUAGAUGGGGUAAUGGAGGUGGCUCUUUCCACAAGUCUUCUAGAAUUGAUCCAACUGCAGUCAUAGAAAUUGGUGCCAUAGUGCAUUCAGAAUCAGUUGUGGCAUCAAACGUUCAUGUUGGUUCAGGUUCAGUCAUUGGACCUUCAGUCACAGUCGGGCAAUCAACAAGAAUAUGGUAUGGUGUCGCACUCACUAACUGCACAGUUGGUGAUUGUUGUGUUCUCCAUAGUGGCGUCUGCAUUGGACAAGAUGGCUUUGGUUUUUUCGUGGAUGAACAAGGAAACAUGGUGAAGAAGCCUCAAAACCUAAAAGUGAAAGUAGGAAACCAUGUGGAGAUUGGGGCAAAUUCAUGCAUUGAUAAAGGCAGUUGGAGAGAUACUGUUAUUGGAGAUCAUUCGAAGAUAGAUAAUUUAGUUCAGAUAGGUCACAAUGUGGUAAUUGGAAAGAACUGCAUACUCUGUGGACAAGUUGGAAUUGCUGGCUCAGUAACCAUAGGCGAUUAUGUAACUAUGGGGGGAAGAGUUGCUAUUCGUGACCAUGUAUGCAUUGCCUCAAAGGUCAGGUUAGCUGCUAACAGCUGUGUUACCAAGGAUAUAAAUGAGCCGGGGGACUAUGGUGGCUUCCCUGCUGUUCCUAUUCAUGAAUGGCGAAGGCAAAUUGCUGCCCAACGACAGUCCCCAAAGUAGGGACCCAUUAUUUGAGAAGUCCAAAUGUUUAUGUAAGCCAUUGAGUAUAAAUUUCUGAAAAUUUUUUGUGCACUUUUUUUGUCUGAAAAUUUUUGCGCAUACUUAAAUUUGUCCAACUUAAAAUGAAGAAAUUCAUUGUGAGGAU